AUGAAUGCUGUUAGCGGGCUGAAUCGCGCGUUAAUGUACGAUAAUUGUCUGAAGAAUCUAGCAAACUGUACUUCGAAGCAAUUGGAACUUUUACAAAAGUUCAAAGAAGGACGAGAAAUGGUGAAUGGCUCAAGUCAUGUUUUGAACGAAUUGAUCUAUAACAAGUUAGUAUUUCUAGAAAAGAGCAGCAGUUUCAUUAAGUACGGUGCAGGUAGCUGACAGAAUGAAGAAAUAAUGUUAAUCAUUUUCAAUAUAUGUAGUCUGUAGUCUUGUAUAUUUAGUGGCGAACAGAAAAAAUUGAGAGAUGUAUAGUUUCAUUCUCUUGUUCAUAAGUUAAUAAGUAUCACUGUUGUACACACGUAAAAAUCUCAGUUUGUCAACAAGAUGUGUUCGCACUGCUUGUUCCAAGUUGUUGACAAGUCUGGACCAAGUUGUUGUCAUCUUAUAACAAGGUUGAUGAGGCCAACAGACUCGCAACAAGUUGUUCGGCUAACAAGUCUGAUAUCAUCUGCACGUAACAAGUUGUUCACAAGUUGAUGACAACAAGCUCGUAGCAACUUUUUACGAACAGCCUGUGUUAGUCUUGUUGGAACAACUUGUAGCAAGUCUGUUACCGUCAUCAACCUUGUAUGACAAGAUGCUAACAAUUUUGUUCCAGACUUGUCACAACAACUGGGAACAAGCAGUGCGAACACAUCCUGAUAUCGACUUCACAACAACUUUGUUUCCAACUUGUUUACAGAUCUGUAACAAAUUGUGCGUUUUUACGCUUGUCAUAUAGUUUACUCUAUCUAAGUUAAAGUUUCGCUUGUUUUGUAGGCAUUGGAGCAGUGUUCUGAUAAUUGAAAUCUUUGCAGUACUUGGUAUAGUUCUCUGUUUUGCUGGUUAUCGACUGCUCAAGGUAUAUAUGUAGUCAAGCGUUGUUUAUACAAGGAGAAUUGCGACGUUAUGAGUGAAGGUCCUUCGUCGCUUGAAACGUCGAAGUUCUCCUUGUAUUUUUCAGGUCGUUGUAUUCCUAUUAAUCUGAAGCUUUCUUAUUAUUGCCACUACCUACACUGGCCAAGACCUUUCAAGCGUUGUUUAUAUCUGAUAACAUCAUUUUGUUUGUAGGCUGUGCUGUUUCUUUGUGGAUUUACUGUUGGCUUCCUCGUUGUGUAUGCUUUCUCUCCUUUGAUAUUUAAAACAAAAAUUUGCUGCGGUGCUGAGGGACAUAGAGCAGGUCAGUUGUGACUGGAAUUUUUAAUCCUCCUCAUCUUGAAAACAAUAGCUAAACUAACUUUAUUUAUACUGGAUAGCUCUAUCAGUUAUAAACUGUUCUUCCUAGAGGUCCAGUAACGAUCAUCUCUUAUUGAUCCAGUGUUACUACAGGAGGAAACCUAAACUAAACUAACUUUAUUUAUACUGGAUAGCUCUAUCAGUUCUAGACUGUUCUUCCUAGAGGUGCAGUAAGGGUCAUCUCUUAUUGAUCCAGUGUUACUACAGGAGGAAACCUAAAUUAAACUAACUUUAUUUAUACUGGAUAGCUCUAUCAGUUCUAGACUGUUCUUCCUAUAGAGGUGCAGUAAGGAUCAUCUCUUAUUGAUCCAGUGUUACUACAGGAGGAAACCUAAACUAAACUAACUUUAUUUAUACUGGAUAGCUCUAUCAGUUCUAGACUGUUCUUCCUAGAGGUGCAGUAAGGAUCAUCUCUUAUUGAUCCAGUGUUACUACAGGAGGAAACCUAAAUUAAACUAACUUUAUUUAUACUGGAUAGCUCUAUCAGUUAUAAACUGUUCUUCCUAUAGGUCCAGUAAGGAUCAUCUCUUAUUGAUCCAGUGUUACUACAGGAGGAAACCUAAACUAAACUAACUUUAUUUAUACUGGAUAGCUCUAUCAGUUCUAGACUGUUCUUCCUAGAGGUGCAGUAAGAAUCAUCUCUUAUUGAUCCAGUGUUAACAGGAGGAAACCUAAACUAAACUAACUUUAUUUAUACUGGAUAGCUCUAUCAGUUCUAAACUGUUCUUCCUAGAGGUGCAGUAAGAAUCAUCUCUUAUUGAUCCAGUGUUAACAGGAGGAAACCUAAACUAAACUAACUUUAUUUAUACUGGAUAGCUCUAUCCAGUUCUAAACUGUCCUCCUUUGAUGUCCAUUAAGAGUAAUCUCUUAUUGUUUCAGCCCCACAAUAAUUCUGAUUUCUUUUUAUUUAGUUCAUCUUGGUCUAAGCGCCAUUGUUGGUGUUGUUCUUGGAGUACUCAGUCUUAAUCUUUAUCGUUUGGGCGUCUUUGCUAUUGGCCAGUGUCUGGGAUUGGUAAGAUUUCGAUCAUUCCGCGUUAUUUUUUAUUCAUUCUUUAUUUCCGUUCAAUAUAGAGAUAACAGAAAUAAUUAUGUGUUUUAGAUUGUUGCUAUUUCAGUUCUGUGCACACCACUGCAUAUUUAUUUUGACAGGUUAGUUUUGAUUUGUCUGGACCAUUAAAUGUGCUAUCCAGUAUAAAUAAAGUUAGUUUAGUUUAGGUUUCCUCCUGUAGUAACACUGGAUCAAUAAGAGAUUAUCCUUACUGGACUUCUAGGGAGAACAGUUUAGAGCUGAUAGAGCUAUCCAGUAUAAAUAAAGUUAGUUUAGUAUAGGUUUCCUCCUGUAGUAACACUAGAUCAAUAAGAGAUGAUCCUUACUGGACCUCUAGGAAGAACAGUUUAGAACUGAUAGACCUAUACAAUAUAAAUAAAGUUAGUUUAGUUUAGGUUUCCUCCUGUAGUAAUACUGGGUCAAUAAGAGAUGACCCUUACUGGACCUAACUGUAAUUAUUGAACUUAAACGGUCUACCUCCAUUAUCGUUGUAGCAAUGUAACAUAUGGUUUGUUUAUGGCAACGUCAUGUUGUAUUUUUGGAUCUCUGUCAUGCAAGUACGAGAAACCCAUUGUUGUCAUGACUACCGCAAGUGGAGGCUCGCUGGUAUUUCUUUAUGGUAACCAGCUGCUUUUUAUACCGACAUUUAUAUCAGUUCACCGUUUGUAUUUUUCAACCAAGUAACAUGAGGUAUAAUUUUUUGGCAUAUCUGUGUUGUUUUUAGGACUUGAUCAUUUCGUCAAGACCAGUUUCUCCGUGGCAAUCGAGAGUUUGCUGUUCAGAAUCAAAGACGUUAUUUUUGAUGGCCUACAUUCGGAAUACACAAACUGGACUUACCACGCCACGGCACUUACUCAUUAUAAAGCUUUGCACUUCGAAGGGAAGG
Paramuricea clavata is the source of this 3209-nucleotide messenger RNA. The record is from the annotation of a GenBank genome assembly. Lineage: Eukaryota; Metazoa; Cnidaria; Anthozoa; Malacalcyonacea; Plexauridae.